AUGGCCAGUCAAGCUAUCUCCAUUGCGUCUACGCCUACCAUCCCGCAGGCGCGCGCUCCGCACCUGAUGCCUUUCCAUAUCGCACAUACUGGUCCAGCUCCAGUAAACGUCUACUUUCGUCCACGUGCGGCUACAUCUGGAACGCCUGGGGCACCUUCUAUCGCUGUAUCUCCGAACGACAACUCAGCAAUAGCGGAAGGAAAGUCUCAAGCCAAGACAUCCCCAAUUCUUGCUGCUAAUCCCGCUGAGCCACCGAGGCAAACGGCUACCUUUCGCGGUCGCGCGCUCCACUCGCUUCCUGUGGUUCUACCCGAAGGCUAUGCAGGAAUUAUCCUCCAAGGAGGCGCUGCUGCUGCGCCCAGCAACGGAGCCAAGUCAGCGCCCCGUUCUCGUUCGCGGCGUCGUGCUGCGGACGAAGAUGUAGAAAUGCAACAGAAUGGGGUAGAUGAGGGUGUAGCCGAGAAGGGGAAGGUUUUGAAUGCCGCCGGACGCUUCGACAGCAUCACCUUAUGGCAUCCCGACAUCCCAGCUGAUGAAGGACGUGACGAAUAUGUGCGCUCACUGCGGGAGUGGAUUGCGGUCGCAGCAGAGGUACACAAAGUCGAAGAUGACUAG
Molecule: messenger RNA, 615 nt
Organism: Peniophora sp. CBMAI 1063
Lineage: Eukaryota; Fungi; Basidiomycota; Agaricomycetes; Russulales; Peniophoraceae
Source: the annotation of a GenBank genome assembly